Molecule: messenger RNA, 2711 nt
Organism: Xenopus laevis (African clawed frog)
Lineage: Eukaryota; Metazoa; Chordata; Amphibia; Anura; Pipidae
Gene: slc34a2.S
Product: solute carrier family 34 member 2 S homeolog
Exons: 13
Coding region: 375-2435 (686 amino acids)
Biological process (GO): sodium ion transmembrane transport; intracellular phosphate ion homeostasis; sodium-dependent phosphate transport
Cellular component (GO): brush border; vesicle; apical plasma membrane
Molecular function (GO): sodium:phosphate symporter activity
Source: RefSeq, a predicted model, not a curated record
UUUUCAGUCACGCACAACAUUAUCGAUCCAGACUGUGGAGAGGACAAGUUCACCGGGUGCAGCGAUGCGUUAGCGCCUGUCAUAAAGUCCCACAGAGUCGCCUCCAGGCUCCCGCCCACUCCACGUGUAUUCCCCGGCCAUAGGGCAGCAGCACUGGAAGUGCUCGGCGGAGGAGCAACUACUGAUCACUAAGGAGGCUGAACUUAUCUCUCCUGGGAUCACGUGCUGCUGCUGAAUGGGCUGAUGAUGAGGAUGAUUGAGAUAAUGAGGCAGCAGGAGCAGGUUGUAGGCAGUGCCCUUGGGGUGUCACCAAGUCGCCUGGGUGUGUCAUGUGACCUGCUGCUCCUGUAUAAAUAAAGCCUUGGCACUGGUACAUGCUGCUGACAUCCCAUCCUCUCUCUCUCUCCCACACUCUCCUCAACCCUCAGAAAAUGGCACCCUUUCCUGAAUUAGACAACCAUGGCUUUGAUGCGGGUGAUGUGGAUGCGUCUAAGCCUGUUUGGUCUACUGGCAUCAGCCCUGCUGAGGGAAAUCCUUCUGACCCAGAAAAGGAUCUGUCUCCUACAUACUCGACUCUUUCUUUAUGCAAAGACUCACCCAAACCGGAAGAGAUUGAUCCAUGGGACAUGCCAGAAAUCAAGAGCACAGGGCCCAAAUGGUCAGAAAUGAACGUCAAACAAAGAAUAGUGUCGGUGCUCUUGGGAACUCUAAAGUUUGUCCUCUUGGUGACGCUGUUGUACUUUUUCGUUUGCUCCUUGGACAUUCUGAGCUCCGCAUUUCAGUUAGUUGGAGGUAAAGCUGCGGGAGAUAUAUUCAAGAACCAUUCUGUGUUGUCCAAUCCUGUUGCUGGGCUUGUCAUUGGGGUGCUGGUGACUGUCCUCGUACAAAGUUCCAGCACGUCCACGUCUAUUGUGGUCAGCAUGGUAUCAUCAAAUAUUUUAACAGUCAGAUCAGCAAUACCGAUCAUCAUGGGAUCAAACAUCGGCACGUCUGUCACCAAUACAAUUGUGGCUUUGAUGCAGUCUGGAGAUCGCAAUGAAUUUAGAAGAGCUUUUGCAGGAGCCACAGUGCACGAUUUCUUUAACUGGCUCUCCGUGCUGGUUCUGCUGCCCAUCGAAGUGGCAUCGGGCUAUUUAUUUCACCUAACCAAUGUCAUUGUCAAAUCGUUCAAUAUUGAGUCAGGGGAGGAUGCUCCGGACAUGUUGAAAGUUAUCACAGAGCCUCUCACAAAAGGGAUUAUUCAGCUUGACAAGAAUGUCAUACAAGAAAUUGCGAAUGGAGACCCCCUGGCUCAGAACAAAAGUCUGAUAAAGAAAGAAUGCAGUUAUAAGACUUUAGUUAAUAUAAGUUUGCCUGGUGCUGAGAACUGUACCUCUCCAUCACUCUGCUGGACCGACGAAAACAACGUGACAUGGACUGAAGGCUUUGAGACCAUGAAAGUUAAAUGUUCCCACCUGUUUGCGAGCACCAAUCUGCCAGAUCUCGCUGUUGGUCUCAUACUCUUGGCGCUGUCGCUCUUUGUUUUGUGUGUCUGUCUGAUAUUGAUUGUGAAGAUCCUGAACUCCCUGCUGAAAGGACAAGUGUCUGUUCUUAUCAAGAAGGUCAUCAACACUGAUUUCCCAUUCCCCUUCUCAUGGCUAACGGGUUACCUGGCAAUGUUGGUUGGAGCCGGAAUGACAUUUAUUGUGCAGAGCAGUUCGGUCUUUACAUCGGCAAUGACUCCCCUUAUUGGCAUUGGAGUCAUUAGCAUUGAACGCGCCUAUCCACUAACACUCGGAUCUAAUAUUGGAACCACAACAACUGCGCUACUUGCAGCUUUAGCAAGCCCUGGCGAAACAUUGCAAAACUCUGUGCAGAUUGCAUUAUGCCACUUCUUCUUUAAUAUUUCUGGCAUCCUUAUCUGGUACCCCAUUCCUUUCAUGCGUAUACCCAUUCGAUUAGCUAAAGGGCUGGGUAACAAGACGGCCAAAUACAGGUGGUUUGCAGUGGUCUACCUGAUCUUGUGCUUCUUUUUGUUGCCCCUCUUGGUCUUUGGUUUGUCAGUUGCCGGCUGGCAGGCCCUUGUUGGAGUGGCCGUUCCAUUUGUGGCUAUGAUCGUCGCUGUGAUUACUGUCAAUGUUUUGCAGUCAAAAUGGCCAAGAAUUCUGCCAGAUUUCCUCAAGGACUGGGACUUUCUUCCAAAGUGGAUGCAUUCUCUCAAGCCAUGGGAUGCUUGUAUGGUAGGAACCUCUCUGUGGUGCAGACAUAACUGUUGCUGCUGCUGCAAAAAGUGCAAAGGGUGCAAGUGCUGCCAUGACAACGAGGAUGAGGAGUGUUACAUUGAAACCAAACCCCAAGCGCUGGAAUGUCAUGACAAUGUGAUCGACCUUUCUGAUGAAGUCAAGAAACCUACAAAUGACGCGCAACCGAACAGUCAGAAUCUCACUUCAUUUUAAUAGGAGGUGGAAUGGGUUCUAGAAGUUUGUGGAACCACUUAUAUUCUACAUGCCUGACUUAGAUUUAUUCUACAUCUACUAAAAGUUUCAUGGAGUCAGGCUCCAUGAAAUGUCUCCUGGAAUGAUAUUGGGUCAUUCUUAGUCCAUUUGCAUACACAUAAAGCAAAGAUGGAAGCAGGCUAAAGAAGACAAUCAAGGCCAUAUAACACACACACACACACACACACACACACACACACACAUAUACACACACAGUUCAGGCUGUGGUGCACUCCA